AUGGUCAGGAAACUCAAGUUCCACGAGUCCAAGCUCCUCAAGAAGCACGACUUUGUCAACUACAAGCAAGACAACCAGCACAGAGACCACGAUGUCGCCAGACGGUACAUGAUUCAGAAGCCAGAGGACUAUCACAAGUACAACAGAAUAUGCGGCUCUUUGCGACAAUUGGCGCAUCGCCUAAGUCUUCUCCCCCCAGAGAACGAGGUGAGACGCAAGCACGAGGAGCUGCUCCUCGACAAGCUGUACGACAUGGGCAUCCUGUCGACCAAGUCGAAGCUGUCACAGGUCGAGAAAGGCGUCACAGUAUCCGCCAUGGCUCGUCGGCGGUUGCCAGUAGUAAUGACUCGGCUGCGCAUGGCCGAGACAGUACAGGCGGCCACCAAGCUCAUUGAGCAAGGGCACGUACGGGUCGGAGUGGAAGAGAUUCGGGACCCGGCCUUCCUAGUGACCAGGAGCAUGGAGGAUUUCGUCACGUGGACCGUGGGCAGCAAGAUCAAGCAGAACAUUAUGAAGUACCGCGACAAGCUGGACGACUUUGAGCUGCUCUAA
This is a messenger RNA of Lasiosphaeria miniovina, 552 nucleotides long. RefSeq lists its product as uncharacterized. Gene Ontology annotation, biological process: rRNA processing; ribosomal small subunit biogenesis. The coding region runs from base 1 to 552 and encodes 183 amino acids. Gene Ontology annotation, cellular component: small-subunit processome; small ribosomal subunit; Mpp10 complex. Lineage: Eukaryota; Fungi; Ascomycota; Sordariomycetes; Sordariales; Lasiosphaeriaceae. Gene Ontology annotation, molecular function: structural constituent of ribosome; rRNA binding; snoRNA binding. The record is from RefSeq and is a predicted model, not a curated record. The transcript has 7 exons.